CUUGUUGCAAAGCCAUAAAACGCCACCACCAAAAUCGCAACGCAACACACAACACAACACAACACUAAAAACUGACAACUCCUACCAUUAGUACAGUACAGUACAAUAGAAUGUUCCGAAAGCUCCGUGAUGGAAUAUCGGCCGCUGCCAAUGCCUUGGCGGGUUCUACUGGAGAGCAGCAGGGUGUCCAGUCAUUGCAGUCGAUGGGCUUUGGUGCCACAGACGCGCGAAGUGCGUUACAAGCAUGCAAUGGGGACGUGGAGAGAGCUGCAUCCAUGCUUUUAGCUUCCAACAAUCAACAACAACAGCAACAACAUCAUCAUCGUGGUCGUCCAGCCACAACCAAUAAUACCAACAACACUGCCAAUAGUAAUGAUGAUGAAGCCGCGUUGGCUGCAGCAUUACAAGAGAGUCUACAAACAGAAGAAGCACGGCAAUUGGAAGCGGCUCGCGUGGCUUCAGCCGAUCAACCCCCACCACCAUCGGCAGCUACGGUUCGUGCCGGAGAGGCCGCGCAACUCCGAGCAGCACAAGGACGCAAAACGUCCAAAUCUCCACCCCGAACCACCGGAAUUGGCGCUCAUCACCCCGCUGUCAAAAUGCCGACCAAACUGGAACAUCGACCCAAAGAAGAGCAACUGUUGCGGUGUGCGGAUCGCAUGAAAACAUUUCCGCGCGCCGUCGAUACGCUCUACAUUGCACUCACGUCCAUUCAAAAAGACCCGGCCAAUGACAAAUUUCGAAAAAUCGACAAGACGACGGCCGGAUUUCAACGAACAUUGAAACCCGCACCGGGUGCCGAGGAUAUGCUCAAGGCCAUGAAUUUUGUGGAACGGGGUCCUUCGACUUUAGUGCUUACGCGGGAUCGCGUCGAUCCGGCACUCUUGUAUUUGGGAAUUGGUGCCUUGGAAACGACCCGAGAAACACCCGAAUACAAAAAGGGAAAGCAAAAACUGCAAUUUGAAAAGCAAAUGCUGGCGUUAUUGACACAAAGUGAUGCUAGUGAAACAGAGGCGAUCGCCAGAGCCAACCACAUGUCCAAGUGUCCCACGGAACCCAGUGAUGGAAAGGGUGCUCUGAUGCAAAUCAAACUCAACGAGGAUACUACGAUUCGACGACGAUUUGAUGGCGAUGAUACGUUGGAAGAUAUUCUCAACUGGUUGGGAGGGCAUGCGUCUGCCUUGCCAAACAAAAUUUUGUCUCGAGAAUGGAGUUUGAUGGAUAUGAAUCGCUAUCCGCUGGCGCCCAUGGACUGUGAGGAAGACCGCAACAAAACACUCCAGUUUCUUGGUUGCUGGCCCUCGGGGAGAUUGGAAAUUGCACCCAGUGACGAAGGAUGGCAUCAACGCAAGAGUAUUCAUGUCAAAAUGUGA
Seminavis robusta is the source of this 1373-nucleotide messenger RNA. NCBI's taxonomy places the organism in Eukaryota, Bacillariophyta, Bacillariophyceae, Naviculales, Naviculaceae. The record is from the annotation of a GenBank genome assembly.